CUCAAAACUCGACGUUCGCCGCUCGUGACAGGCACACACACACCACGGUCGCACCCGAGGUCUCGCCUUGCCUUGCUGUGCUCUGACGUCAUUUCCCUGCCCGCUCUUCCACGGCAAAUCUUUUCUGUGGAUCUCGAGAGCACUACAGCUUCGUCUCGCCUUACCAGCCGCCUUCGCCAUCUGCAGCAGCAACUUUUUGCCUGCUGUGGUGCCAAGUGUUCGUCGAAGUCCGUGCCAUAGUCCUCCUGAUAGCAUUGUCGCCGUGUCAUAGUCGCCGUGUCAGCAUAGUCGCCGUGCGAUUAUGAUCGGUGACGGCAGCGCCGCAGCGGUGGCGGCGGCGGCGGACCACCUCGUCGAGUCGCUCCACUCCGCCGCGCCCGACGCCGCGGCGUCGCUCGCCACCGGCCCCACGCCGGCGCUGGUGGCGCUGGUGUCGCUGGCGGUGCUCGUGUCGUCGCUCGCGCUCUUCCUCCUCCGCCACCGCACCGCCUCGUCGCUCAACGCGCGACAAGUACCAGCCGCCGCGGGGCCAGGCGCCGGGGGCAAGUACCAGCCGCUGGCGAGGGGGCUCGAGGCGGCAGGUGUGGCGAGUGAGGGCGAGGAGAGGACUAGCGGGGCGUGUGAGGCGGAGGGCGAGGAGGGCAAGGCGGCGAUCGGCGUGCUGUUCGGCACGCAGACGGGCACCGCCGAGGGAUUCGCCAAGACACUUGUCUCGGAGCUGCAGCACCACUUCGCACCGCACUGCACCGUGGAGCUCAACAGUUUGGACGAUCUAGCGGCGGACAGCGAGGGCUUCACAGCGAGGCUCAAGGCGUUCCACGCCGCCUUCUUCCUCGUCGCCACGUACGGCGAUGGCGAGCCAACGGACGACGCGCAGCGCUUCUUCAAAUGGCUCCACGCUGCUGCUGCCAGCGCAGAGGCUCAGGAUGCCACAGCUGACAACCCCUUGCCUCUGGAGGGUCUUCGAUUCGCAGUCUUUGGUCUCGGCAAUCGGCAGUACGAGCACUUCAACUUGAUGGGCAAGUCGCUGGACAAGCAUCUCGCCGCCCUCGGCGGGCAGCGUGUGGCGGAGGUGGGGCUGGGCGACGACGACCAGUGCAUUGAGGACGACUUCAAGGCCUGGAGGACGGGCGUGUGCAAGGGCUUUGAACAGCUCGUGCUGCGCAGGGGGGGCGGUGGGGACGACCAGGGGGGCGAGGGGGCAGCGGAGGGGGAGUGGGAGGAGGAGGAGGAGGAGGUGCGAGAGUACUGGGUGCAGUACCACGGGAGGGGGGGGGAGGGGGCGGAUGGAAGGGAGAACGGAGAGGUGAAUGGGAGGGAGAACGGGGAGGUGAAUGGGAGGGAGAACGGGGAGGUGAAUGGGGGAGAGAAAGGGGCGAAUGGCGUGCAGGAGCAGAUGAGCAUGGGGGAGGCGAUUGCAGCAGUGGGAUGGCACUCGCACACCAUUGCCAGGGCGCGGCUGGCAGCAGUGAGGGAGCUGCAGGCGCCGCACUCGGACCGCUCCACACUGCAUGUGGAGCUCGACCUCUCAGAAUGCCCGGGCCUUCACUACGAGGUGGGCGACCAUGUGGCAGUGUUUCCGGAGAACAGUGAGGCUGAUGUGGCAGCAGUGGCCAGGUGUCUGGGAGUGGACCUGGAUGACGUCAUCUCCCUGCACCUGCCAUCCCCGUCCUCCUCCCUGCCACCCCCCCCUCCCGGCCACCACACCAUCCGAGCCGUGCUCGCCUCGCUGCCCGACCUCCACUCCUCGCCGCGCAAGGCAGCGCUGUCAGUAUUGGCUCGCUGUGCCGCGGACCCAAAAGAGGCGGAGCGCCUGAAGCACCUCGCCAGCGACCAGGGCAAGGCGGACUACCUGCAGUGGGUGCUGGCGGCGCACCGCUCGCUGCUGGAGGUGCUGCAAGCCUUCCCCUCCGCGCGCCCCCCUCUCGCCGUCUUCCUCGCCUCCAUGGCGCCGCGCCUGCAGCCACGCUUCUACUCCAUCUCCUCCCACCCCAGGCACGCACCCUCAUCGCUGCACAUCACAUGCGCCGUGGUGCGCGACGUCACUCCCGCGGGCCGCACGCACCACGGCGUGUGCUCCUCACACCUCCACCGCCACCUGCCCCUGCUCGCCCACCCCUCUUCCCCCUCCUCGCCCCCCUCGCCCCCCGUGCGCGUGCCGGUGUUCAUCCGCUCCUCGCACUUCCGCCCGCCCGCCGACCCCUCGCGCCCCAUCGUCAUGGUCGGUCCUGGCACUGGCCUCGCGCCCUUCAGAGCCUUCCUGCAGCACCGUGCUCUGCUACUGAAGGGCGGGGAGAGUCUGGGGGAGGCGCUUCUGUUCUUCGGCUGCCGCCACCACGACCAGGACUACAUCUACCGGGAGGAGCUGGCAGCGUAUGCGGAGAGCGGCGUGCUGUCAGCGCUGCACGUGGCCUUCUCCAGAGACGGGCCCUCCAAGGUCUACGUGCAGCACCUGCUCAAGCAAGAGGCGGCGAGGGUGUGGCAGCUGAUAAGGGAGGAGGGCGGCAGUGUGUAUGUGUGCGGCGACGCCAAGGCCAUGGCCAGGGACGUGCACCAUGCGCUUGUGGACAUGGCAGUGGCGCAGGGCAACAUGGCAGAGGAAGAGGCAGUAUCUUUGCUGGAUAGUCUAGUGGAGCAGGGUAGAUAUCUCAGAGACAUUUGGUAAAUAGGUUCAUGCAAAGUGUAUUAGGUAUACUAGUUUGUCGUACAAAAAAAAAAAAAAAAGCUCCACAUGGCUACUGAAACUGAAACUGGGAUUUGGUCUACCCAUGAUUGCUCUGUUGGGACAUGGGUGCACGUCCGGGGUACGUUGCCUUCUAUUACUAAGUGUUGUGAGCUGGUGUUGUGGUAUAUGGGUCGUCAUAUUGCGAAGGCUUGGUGUUAUGAA
This is a messenger RNA of Closterium sp. NIES-67, 2887 nucleotides long. The record is from the annotation of a GenBank genome assembly. Lineage: Eukaryota; Viridiplantae; Streptophyta; Zygnematophyceae; Desmidiales; Closteriaceae.